AUGUCUUUAGAUUUGACGGAAUUAAUUCUAGGAGAUGGGUUGUCCAGAGCAAGAAGUAUGUCCGAUCAGCCAACGUCUUGUCCACUAUGCGGAGCGAUAUUGCGUCAGUCACGAAAUUUGAGAAGGCAUUUAGAGCUCCUGCACUUCGGACUCGGUAGCAAUAAUAAGCCCGGUGUCCAUAUGAGACACCGAAGAACCGAUAGAAAUAACGAUCUCGUACGAUCGACACUUGCAUCGAUUUGUCAACCGCAUAUGACCAAGACGGAUCAUUCAAGAGCUCCGGGGAGCGCCGAUUUUUCCACAUUAACGUCCUUAUCCAUUGCUUCGACUGUCAGUUCCAGUGCAUCAAACGUCAGCCUUGCAGGAAGUUUGAUGGGACCAAACGUACUGGGAACUGCUGAUCAAAGCACAAACUCUGCCCUGGUCGCUGCGUCAAGUUCGUGUACCGCUUCCAUCGCCUCUGCCAAUAAUGGAGCCUACGCGUCGGAUGGUAGUGCCAGUAUGUUAAGUUGUUUGUUACCCACGCUACCAUCUUUGCCUUCUCUGUCCUCUUCACACGACAUGUUCCGCCAUGGUGAACUAUUACGGGCCGGUAUCGCUUAUCAUGACUCUUCAAGGCACCACACCAAGCAAUCACAUCGUACCGACGUUAUUUAA
Messenger RNA from Habropoda laboriosa, 657 nucleotides. RefSeq lists its product as uncharacterized. Lineage: Eukaryota; Metazoa; Arthropoda; Insecta; Hymenoptera; Apidae. The record is from RefSeq and is a predicted model, not a curated record. Bases 1 to 657 code for a protein of 218 amino acids. The transcript is spliced from 2 exons.